Debaryomyces hansenii CBS767 is the source of this 684-nucleotide messenger RNA. Its product is annotated as kinetochore-associated Ndc80 complex subunit. Lineage: Eukaryota; Fungi; Ascomycota; Pichiomycetes; Serinales; Debaryomycetaceae. The transcript has a single exon. Bases 1 to 684 code for a protein of 227 amino acids. The record is from RefSeq and is a predicted model, not a curated record.
AUGUUUCACGAAAAGCCAGAUAAACUACUUCUAUCAUCGAUAGAAAGUUUUGAAAUUGAGCCAGAUCUAUUGACUUUAAGGAGAAUAGAGGAGGUUAUAAACAAGACAAACCAAUACAGAUCAAAUACAAUUGAAAAUUAUGAAACCAAACUAAAUACCAUGAAGAGUGAAUUCCAGAGUUUGAUGUCAGAGAUAAACUUGCUAACCAAGGUUAGUGGAAUCAAUUACGAAAAUUUAAAGCUAUUGGGUAAUGGAAAUGAAGAAUCUAUGGGAGAUUUAAGCAACAAGAACAUCUUUAAUGUAAUGAAUGAGAAGUCGAUAGAAUUGGAUAACCUCAAGUUGUCGCUUGCCAAAAACUUGAACGACUUGGAGAGCCAAAUAAAUUCCAUGAAUAUAACAAAGAAAGACUUGAUGGAAAAGUAUGAGUUGGUGAAAAUGAAGAACGAUAAUUUGAUCAAUGAUAAUAUAUUGAAGAACCCGGAUUCGAAAGCCAUCAAGAUCAACAUCUAUAAAAACCUUGGAGUUGAAAUCGAGAGUGGGGAGGAAGGUGAAACCGAAAACAAACAAGACAAAGUGAUAAUUUAUAAUAAGGAGACCAACUUAUCAAGUAUACUAAAUAUUGAUGACAAGUACAGUGAAUAUUUCAUCACCAAUUACAUAUGGGAUAGGCUUCAGGGUUACUAA